Molecule: messenger RNA, 675 nt
Organism: Aspergillus tubingensis
Lineage: Eukaryota; Fungi; Ascomycota; Eurotiomycetes; Eurotiales; Aspergillaceae
Product: sigma-70 family RNA polymerase sigma factor
Exons: 4
Coding region: 1-675 (224 amino acids)
Source: RefSeq, a predicted model, not a curated record
AUGAAAUGGUCUACUAUACUCUCCGGUGCAGCUACAGCGUUCGCAUGUGGUAGCGCAGCAGUUACACCCAUCACCAAUCGAACCAACACUGGAGUGGAAUAUGUGUCGGGCAACUAUGUCCCCUUUCAGCCCGGCUUCCUAGGUGGACAAUGGGAGCUUUUCUACAGUUCGAACAACGUUACUCUUCGCGGUACCGGCUACUUGCGCCUUCGGUGGGAGAUUGAGUACUGGAAACACUCCGGUUCAGCAGCCGACAUCAUCAUGAAACCCAACGGAACUUGGCUCCCUGUUGCCGGCGGCGGCGGAUACCAGAUGGGCGAUAACUCUCCUGCCCCUUACUGCAACGACCCCAGUGGUAACUGCUUCAAUGGCACGGGUGGCGAUACCGAUGGAUAUGUGUGGUUCACGAAUGGCCACAACCCCUGGCAUAAUGAGUACUAUUGGCUGGAUGGUGAAGUGUAUCUUCAGACGCAGGAGGGUCCUGGUGAUUAUAAUGUUGGUGUUAGUCCUAUCACGAUCGACGAUAUCUUGAGCGACAUCAACACCAAUAUCAGCGCUGCUUACCACUAUGGUGUCUCCUUUGAUCCCAAGGAGGGGGCGUGCCCGUGCUCGAUCAGCCCCGUCUCAUCAACAGCAGUUGUUGCAUCUACCUCUGCGACUCCAUAUGUCGCUUAG